AUGACCGCAAGUUCUACACGUCAAGAAUCAAACUACCGACCGGCGUUUGGUCGGCUUAGAGAUGAGAGAGGUGGCGGGUGGUGUGCACAAACUAACGAUAGCGAGAACGAUUGGCUUGAGGUCUCCCUAGGGGAUUUUUACAAUAUUUGUCGUGUAGAUACACAAGGAGAUGCAUAUGGCUUUGCUUGGACCACUGCCUUUAAAUUAAACUAUUCUAUAGACGGAAUAAGGUGGAAUGUUUAUAAGAAAGACAAUGGAACACAAAUGGUACGGCUAUUUUCCAUGAUUUUAUGUAUGUAUUUAUUCAUUUAUUUGCUUUAUUUUAGUACAUACCUCAAGGGAGUUUCGAGCGUGAACUAGGGUACCUGGUCACAUCAAAUGGAACAUAUUUUUGUCUAAAUCACAGACAGGCGAAAAAUAACAUAAUGGAAACUAAUGUAUAAUGUAAACUUCUCCUGGAGGCAUUGUAAAUAAAUACAACAACGUUCACCGCAAGGUAAAAACGACGUGGCUGAUUUAACCUUUAACCACACCUUUAAUCACCUUCGUUAUUAAGGAUUAUAUUUGUUGUCAGCACGGGAAAACGUACCAUUUUCCAACACAACAUAACUAAGGUACUUUAAGCAAUGACUUCCAAAGGGUCUAAUUUGGUGAUCGGAAAUGAUAUUUCCGCCACGCGUUAAUCUGACUCAGGUUUAAAAUACUGCGACGGUGACAGCGGUCAAAACGUCGCUUUUUAAAUUAAAUAUAACAGUAAAUUCGCAAACCGCAUUCUUUCAAACGUUUUCACAAUUUUUACAAGUCGCUUACUUGGUCCAAUGUAGACGAACCAAUGGAGAAAAAACGUUCGCCUCCGUUCGUUUACGUCAUCAAUAAAACGUGAAAAUAGGCAUCUCCGCGUCCUGGUCGUGCAGUGAUGGGAAAGAAAUGUUGAUUACCCUCGUCAACCCUAACCCUAACCCUAACGCUAGCCUUAAUCCUAGCCGGGCUUUGACCCCAACCCCGCGUUUUACUGACACCCUAUUUUGUCCUUCUGGGUUAUCCUUGGAAAUUCCUGAAUGCUUACUUUUUGCUCAUGAACCCCAAAUUCAGUGGUAAGCAAGACACCCAAGUGAAAAAUACAUUCAAAUAAACAAAAUGCAGUUGACGAGAAAGAGGAUAAGGGGUAGCAUCUCUCAAAGUGGUGUGAAUAGGAUUGAUAAAACACAACCAAGUCCUGAAUUUGCCCAUGCGUCGCAACUAAAAAAAACAAACAAAACAAAACAAAAAACAACUCCCUAGCACUUCAAUACCACCAGGUAGAUGUUUUGACUGACUAGACUGUUCAUUCCAUGAGCCGGUCAUCUUAAAGACCUCUUGUCACUUCUAGUGAUGCAUUGCAGACAUUUCAGAAUUUCGUGGCACACAGUAGAUUUAAUCGUGUUAUCUGAGUCGCCUUUUUCUUGCAAAAUCAUUUCUUUCAAGUCUUCAAUUCAUAUUUAAGCCAUCGUAUCUUGUUCCCUUGUCUGUUCGUUACAUUUGCCGUUGUUAUGAGUAUACAUGUUCCCGUUUUUCGAAGCUCAAACCCGGGAAGUCACUACUCGGUUAAAUUGCAUUCAAGAUCAAGAUUUUAGUACUUUUAGAGAAGAUGGGGUAGGGUAUGGCUGAUAAGUUGAAAUGAAAUAUGUUCAUUAAAUCGCCUUCAAGAUGUGCUCUGUUAAGCAAGUUUUAUUUAUUUAAUUAUUUUUUUUGCAUCAUUUUGUUGUCGCUUGCUGACUGUGAGUUGAGAUAUAACCUCAACCUUUAUUUUCUUUGCAUACUUAUUGCAAGAUACUACUGACCCGCAAAGUAGCUGCAACACUAAUCGAGGCGGGUUGGGCACAGAUAAAAUAUUAAUUCAUAUUAUUUACAUGUUCAUAUUAUUUAGAUAUCUCAUUAACACGUGACCGAUUAACCAGAACUGGAAUUUCUGUACACUAAAGGAAAGACAUAGUGCAAUUAAAGAACACAGAGAAUCGAGAUUUAAACAUGGCGUCCAUUUCUUCCUGUGAAUUAUCAUGAGAUGUAAUAAAACUUUUCUUUUUAAUAAUUAUCGUUAUACGGUGACCGAAUCACCUUAUUCGUUACGUGCACCCUCUAUUUUACACAUAGAUUAGCAGUUAUAACGGUUUUUUUUCUUUUUUUUUCUUUUUUUCGAUUGCUACAGGAAUUCUAUCGUCAAGGCAAUGCCACGACGAUUGACAUGCAUCAUCUUCCCAAACCAAUUGUCGCGCGGUACAUUCGCUUCCUCCCAACGAAUCGUCACAAGCACAAUUGCCUUAGAGUGGAAGUGUAUGGAACAAAAGGUGACUUAUGAUUAAUUAUAGAAGGCAAUCAAUGAUUCUUGGCCAAGGCCAAACAAUAGCAAAAUUCUAACCACUAAAUAUUUAACAAUAAGAAUAUUACAUUGAUUUUACUCUUACCUUGUGUUAUUCCAAAAUAAGUUACAGGUAUCUCGUUCCCAGGUACUGCAAUCCUUUUGGUCAGCACUAAUGAGGACAAAAUUCUGGAAGAAUCCGAAAAAAAAGAAAACCAUAUCUGACUGGUCGAUAAAAACGUGUCCAUCAUACGAAAGUUACUUUGCCAAUCAAAAAACCUGUGGGGACAUUGAUUUGAUUUUGACAGUUCAUUUGUCCAAGAGUUGAAAUGAUGAGGAAAAAAGUUUAUUUUGAUAUAAAAUUACGAAACCACACUACAAUGGCAUUUUGUUCAAGAAUAUCCAUUUUCAUUUUUUUUUUUUUGGAAAGUCAUUCAAUUUCUUUUUUAAAGAUAGCUACUGAAUCUUUCAAAUUUGCGAACAGCUGUGCUCUACGACUACAAAAACAACAAUUUAUUGCACCCAAUGCAAGCAAUGUACGUCGUCAUGACUAACGAAUGUUUCAGUCGCGGAGUUCUGAAGAAAUAGAGGAUAUUACAUGGCUGCACGGAGAUAAGCGAACGAAUGAAAUAUUUUUUUUAAAAACGAAAAGAGAAAUUUCGUAUCUCCAAGCGGCCAUGUAAUGUUCUAUUUAUUAUAUAAACACCAAUGAAAUACCAAACCAUUUCACUUUAGUAGUUUUUUGGUGUGAAAGGCGCGAUUUAUCAUUUAGCCUUAGCAACAGUGAUAUUUUCACAUGGGAAGAUAUCAUGUUUUCGCGCGAAAGCUCACCUGUUGUUUCAUCGGUGUUUAUAUAAUAAAUAUAUUUAGUAUAUACUAAAACAGUGGAUAGUGUUUUUCGGGCGCUCUGAUUGCCUACUCAUUUAGUGAAUAUCCUGCAUUAUUCAUUGAUUCACCUCCAGUUCCUCCGAGUGCGGAGGCUUCUUCCAGAUCGUUCGCUGACCGUUCCGCUGUAUAAGAGAAACUCAGGCUCUAGGGACGAGAUUGCUUUAAGGGAUUUUAGAAUUCAUGUUUUUGUAGUUGUUGUUGUUGUUGGUUUGUUUCCUUUAAUUUAUUUAUUCAUUUCCAUUCAUUGUAGUUACUGUUCACAGUUCGCGCUCAAUCUCGUAAACAGAUUUAUUACAGUUUGGGCUAAUCACCUCGCGCCCGGUGAUUACGUGGAAAUAUGACGUAGUCGACUAGACCAACCAGAGCGAGCAAAUCUUUAUAAAAACCUGAAUAUAGUUUACAUCAUACAAAGAAGGGCGUAUGAGGGUAUAUUCAUGAGUUUGUUUAUGCCAAGACCCGAACGAGCAAGGAACGAACGAGUGAGGACUUUUGACACAAACAAGGAGUGAAUAUAACCCCCUACAAGCACUUUCUAUGACGUGAGCUGUUUAUUACACAUAUCAUGGGAAUUUUCACUGAAAUCUUUUUUCCAUUGCAUUUGGAUUGUUAUGAUUGUGCAAGGUUCAGCAUGUCUUACUUAACCUUAAGGUUACACGCAAGGUAAUUUUAAAUCUCUGGUGUUUAUGGAAUUUGUAUUUCCAUAGGGUUUGCUCGUGCGUAAUAUAUAUGUUUUUUCUCUUUAGCUUAUCAUUUUAACGUAUGGCUAACAAUUCCUGAUAAAAAUUUUACCGUGGAUUUAUUAAACUCCACUUCUGAUGAAUACUGGCAAACGGAAACUGAGGUGAUGAAUAAGGUACGUCAUCAUCAGUUAGUGUUCAAGAUACACUUGCUUCGAGUAAGCUGCCGUAAUAAGAUUUUUUUUUUUCUUUUUUUUUUUCACAUAAUCAGUUUAGAAUAUCACAUCAGAAGUGCGUUCGUACGGAUUUAAUUAAUAGUUUUACGCACUGUUUUUCGAUGUAUCAGAAACUGAACGAGUGAGCGGGGGAACGAAAGAUAUCAGCCUGAUGGAAAAGCAAAAAGUGCGUCAAUAAGACCUUACAAACUCGCACACCUUAGUGGCUUUCGAUUAAGUAAACUUUUUUUUUGUCCAACCUUUCUCAUGCAUUCUGAUUUGACAGUUCGGUCCGGUGAUUGGCUAGGACCAAGUAGUGACUCGGUAAUAGGGUUUUUAAGACCUUAUCUUCCGAUUAAUUAUAAGCUUUCAUUAGAAAAAAAAUUGGCACAAGUUAGGAACUCCAUGAUAUCAAUAAUCUUCAAAAACUCAUUGAUAAAGGUAGCUUGGCAUAUUCUGCCAUUGAGUUCUCGAAUUUAAUUACUUGCAGGGACUUGUAUACCGGACAAAAACUGAGCAUGAUGCUAAAAAAUCAUGGGAGGGCUUUAAAUUCAGCCUCUGGGGAAAUACGAUGACUGAAACAAUACUAUGCUGAUAACGAAGAACCUUAAUAACCAUCACAUCUUCUAUAUAACGGUCACCCCAAUUUGCAAAUAGAUAAAUAAACGGUCACAAAUCCAACCAAAACUCUGCCGAAAACAGAAAAAAAAAUGUUUAUUCCAAUGCAAACAAGAACUUACCUAAAUUAAAAAAAAAUAGAUAGCGAAAAGUGAGGUCUCAUUGUGAUGGUGGCUUUUACGGUUAUCGGCUAAAAUUUUGGCUCUUUUACGACUAUCGUUUAAUUUUUUUCAGUUACGGUUAGCAAGAAAGUUAAAGAUUAAUUUAUUUUGUUUCAAAGAGUUAAAUAUUAAUAAACCUGCAUUUUUUGUACUUUCAAAGCAAAAUAAAGGUCUUACGAUCACCUCGGGAUAAAAUGAAGCUAUUCUUUUGAAAAAAAUUGACAUAUGAUAGAUCAUACUUUUUAUAAAGUGUUCAAUUUCUAAUAUUAUUUUACGCAUAGAAAUGUCACUAGUCAAUUUAAAAAUAAUCUUUGUAAAAAAGCAAAAGCAGACACGCGAACACCCAAGGUCGGGGCGCGACAUUCAUUUAUAAGUUAUAACAGAAGUGGCCGUUUUCACAGUAAAGACGGAUUAUUCGUGUGAGACGGGUUAUCCGUUUGACAAUUCGCGUCAGAUAGGUAAUAUCCUCGGACGUACAAGUGGGGGAGUGGCAUCCGCGCCGCCCCCCCCCCCCUGCAAUGAGGUGUUUCUGAGUUUUUUCCUAGAGGAUAAAACAUCAGCACCUGACGUUUUCAGUAUCUGUUCGUUCAUCCCUCGCGAAGAUUUAGCGACAAGUUUAGUGAUGGUCAGCUUCCAUGGUUACGAAAUAUGACGUCAUAAGUAGCAGGUGGUCAAGACAAUUUUGGGUGAAAAUGCAUGUUUUUUCAACUUCUUUCAACAAUAAAAGUAAAUCUUGUGGCUAAAAUCAUGCAAAGGGCUUAUUUAUGUGUUACUUUUCAUUUAAAGCAUAAAAAAUUACCAUUUUUUACGGUUUUAACCUGAUUUCUAAUUCUUAGUAAAAUCCAAGAUCUCGGCCAAGAUGGCGACCAUUGUUGACGUCACAGCCCUCUAGCAGCGCCACCACCCAUAAAAUAUACCUCACCUUGUUACGACGGUCAAAGGCUUUCCACUGAAAGCAAAAUCGUUUCAAAAUACUGCAACAUAUUAAAAACUUUGGGGAGGGGUUCCAUCCAACCCCCCCCCUCCUUGUACCACGGUGGUGGUAGUGGUGGUAUGAAUUUGCGUGUACGUCUGAGGGUUAAUAAGAAACUGGAAUGUUUUAAUUUUGAAUGAACAAUCCGCCUGACUCUAUCCGUCAAUUUUGACAGACAGUUUGAAGAUGGAUUAUCCGUUUCAGAGAUCCUGUGAACAGCCGCCCCCAGAAAAAAAAAAAAAUCGGAGAAAGCGUGUCUGUGGUAGAGGGCGCAACUGUACAUUUAUUUCUAGCUCUUGUGUGAAAACGGCCAAUAACAAAAAUUUCCGUGUCCAGUGUUUUUAAUAAAAGCGAAGGACUGAAUUUUAAUCUUCAACAAGAAGAUUUUCGCUAUGGAAAAAAAGUAGUUCCCCGAGAGAGCGGCAGAAAUGGAGCCUAUGUCUAGUGCACGACUAAAAGGUGCUUGGCCUAACGUGCGUACGGAGUCAAACGUAGCCGGGAAAUAAAUAAGGCAACCAUAAGUGAGUUUAGCACCUUCCUUAAAAUUAACAACUUUAGGGAACCAUUUCUUUACGGUUAACUCUUUUUUACCCUAUUUACGGCUAACGGUUAAAAUCUUUCCAUUUUUACGGUUAUCGACUAAAUUUUUGGGCGUUUUACGCCUAUCAGUUAACCCCAUUGAGACCCUCAAAAGUGGUACAUGCACAGCCGUGAAAGGAAAGUCCAAACAGGCUUAGCAAGUACUGUUGCGGUCUCUUAAAGCGAAAAGAAAGAGAAGGAUUGACGGCGCAGACGCAGACUGAUUGAUUGAUUGAUUGAUUGAUUGAUUGAUCAAUUUUCACUUAUUUUAUUAUUAUUUUAUUUCUUCCGCAGUUUAAGUAUCUUCUUAAUGGUUCUGAUUCGGAUGGAUUCCUUCUGGCUGAACUUCUACGAUUUGGGUAUGAAACACUGCCAUUCCCUACGUUAUAGACACUGAAAGCACUCAAACAGACGUCCCCUGUUUGAACAGGCAACAAUAAAUAAGAAUUAAGACACAAUGUCUUAUUAAACGGAAUCAUAAAAGGCUUUCCCCCGCCUUACCAACCCCACGCGGAAAGGCAACGGAAUUUUCGAGGGGAGGGGGGGGUGGGGGGUUCUAAAAGAGGCAAGGGGUGGGUUAGCUUCUCGACGUUUGGUGUGUUUGUGUUUUGUUCUUUGCUUUUGAUUGUAUUUCUGUUUGUUUGUUUUUUUUUGUUUGUAUGUUUGUUUGUUUGUUUUUUUCGGGAGCUCCGGGUAAGAUAAGCAAGUUAUUAAAAACACCUAAUCUGUUGAGCAAGCGCAGAGUAUUUUUUCUGUUAACCGCUGUUUCAAAACAAGAAUUGCUGCAUUUGCGUUUUCAUUGCUAAUCUUUACGGUAAGAUGAAUGCUUUUUUGCGGCUUAGAAGAUAGUUUCGUCAUUGGCUGUUGCUGUAUCAGAGAGUGUUUUCAUGUGACGUCACGGCGGCCAUAUUGGUGUCCCAAAACAAUGGAACGGCGGCUAUUUUGGGGGUUCCAAACCAAUCCUAUGGGAGUUGAACUCUUUUCUUAUGCAAACGUUACGAUUUCUUUUGUUCCAAUAAAUUUGCAUAGAUGCUGGCCACGUGAGUGAAGACCCUCUAUACUGUUGUGGUAUUCACCGUAAUGCGUCGCGUAGGCUUGAUUUCGAGCCGCUGCUCUGGUAAACGAGCCCGCACAAAUACUCAACUUGGGAGAUCGAGCCUAACUAAUAAUAAUGUGGUCGAGUUCUAAAUCUUCUUCCCUCGUGUCUUUAAUUAUUAUUGUUUUUAUUAUCAUUUUGCCAAAAAACACAGAAUAUACAUACUAAAUGAAAAAGAAAGUGAAAAUCGUCUUCUAUUACAAUACAUCCACAAAAAGGACAAUGCCUAUUAUCCUUCGUAGUUUGAUUGUAUCUGCCUAUUUCUAUCAUUAGUUUGUGAUUGCUUAUUCGUAGUUUUACUAAAGCCAUUCUCCCAGCUGUUCCUCUUGUUAAGUCUAAGUAACUAUAGGAGGUAUGAUCGGUUUUAAAAGAUCUAUAAAAUUCAAGUCUUUGAGAAUUUUGAAGAGUGUUUUGCCAAUAUGAGAUAUAUUCCUGUUUCAUUGAACUUACAGAGCCACAAGCUAGGCUUGUGUAUCGAACCACCUUUCAAAUUAAUAAUUACCAUACUGACAUCGGCAAUUUAACUCUAAGUACACACAAUUUGUUUGGAACAUAGAAAAUAAUCAUUAGAUAGGAUAAAAAUAGAAAAGGCUGAACCUGUAAGUGCAAAAACGUGAAAGAAAAGGUGAGGAAAAAAAAUGCAAGAAUAAACGAGAAAAAAAAGGGAAAGAAGCGAAAGACUACACACAAGCAUUAAAGAGCUAAAGUGUGCAUAUACUACGAAAAAAUGACUUUAGUUUAGAAAUAAACAAAGCAAUACUAGAGGCAUUCAUUUCAGGGCUAAGUGAAUUAAAUCAAUUUACUGAAAGAAAGUAAUUGAAGUUCACUGUGUGCUUAGAUGUCUGUAUUCUUUUCUUUGAAAGCUGCCAAUCCGUGAUCACGGUAUAGCCCGAUGUUUUGGCCAUAUUUUUCGGUAAAGACAACAGGUAGCAUCCAACCAACUCACACGUCUCGGCUCCAUCAAAGGAUCCCAUGGUAACGUCAAUCUUUUUCUCCCAUGGGUGAUCACCGCUAAAUAGCAAUGAACGCUUCUCCUGUAUGAUGAUGUCACGCUCAUGUUUACUAAUGGGUCGGAAAUUAUGGGCGAAGUCCAACGCUAUUGGAGAGAAACUUCUUAUUUAUUGAGGGGUAGAAAUCACAUACAUCAAAGCAUAUGAAUGAAAGCGUUUCUUUAUUCUCCAAGGCGUUGAACCAUUUCAAGACGCUGGACGUGUUCUUCCAGUGAUUGAAUCACGUGCUGCUGAUGAUAGAAGUGUCUAUUUCAUCGACGAUCUUUUUAGUUAGAGUGGUAUUGGAAAUUGGGCUUGUGGUCUUUAAGCUAAUUAAUUUCCCGAUGCGGUUGUCAAGUUUAAGUUGUUUGGCUAGUUUAGCUAAUUGAGCAUCUAAUGCAUCUACUAGGUCAUCGUUCGUUUUCUUGUAGACUUUCGUUACAUUUUCCUUACUGCGCUUUUCACAAACAUGCGAACUCUAAAGUUCAAAAGCCGCCUUCACAAUUGCGUUUUUAGGUGCCGUCAAUCAUAAUUACGAUCACAAGCAACGAACCUUGAAAGACAGAAACACAUAAACGGAUCCAAAUUCACCGAUCACAAAUCACAAACCAUGACCUUUUGUACCCGUUAAAGUAAAGUUUUGUUUCCUAAGAGGUCCGUUAAGAUGAUUGACGGCAGCGAAAAACCCAAUCGUUAGUUGGCUUUUGAACUUCAUAAUUCGCAUGUCUGUGAAAAGCGCAGUAAUUAAUUUGUCAUACGAAGUUGGGUUCAUUGUGUAGAAGUUAAUGCUUUUGUACACUCAAGAACGAAAUAUAUUCUCAAAGCAGUCUUUUAUUUUCCUAGUGCCCAGACAAGACGCUCUGAGAGACCCUAUUUGGUGGAGCUCAUGGCAGAUAUAAUAGUGUUCACUACAAACUGUUCGGUAAAGGAUAAGUUGAUAGAAGAAAUAAAGUUUCGAAAAACUAUGGUACACCCGUUUAAUGAUAGUCUCCUGGAGAUAGUGGACACAGGUAACAGCAACAAUCGAAUAUGUUACUUAUCCAUAUCCUGUUUUUAUCAGACCCACAACCUAAAUGCCCGGGAGCUAGUUCCAUAACCUGUUUUUAAAUCUGGAUUAACUAACGAGCUAUAUAAAAAUAAUUAAGUGGGAUGCAUGCUUGUCAAAUUUGGAAAUAAUUGUUGUAAAAAAAAUCAUCUGAAAGCCAAAUCAGGAACAUUUUUGCUGUCCUCGGAAUUUUUGUAUCUAAUUAUUUUCAAAUUUGUACACCAUGUAGUCCUAUCGCAUAUACUAAUUACUAAUUAGUAUCGUAAUAACUAAUACUAAAUAGCUAAUGACCACGUAGUAAGAUACUGGUCCUUGUAAGAGCGUCUCAAUAGAGCUUACCGCCCGCCGUCAAAUGGAUUUAAAAUUAACCGUCAGCCGUCAGAGUAGGUUGUUUUUUUACCGUCAAACGUCAAAAAUGCAGGUUAGGAUUAACCGUCAAAAAUCUUCAAAGUGUUUCGCAUCUCUCAUUGAUCUUCCUGAAGAAAAAAUGCAAAACUAGUUUUCAUGUUCUCAAAAACACCCUAUCCAGUCUUUCAACCUGCUUUUAUCGAGUUCCAAACCACAACAGUUAAUGUUAGAGCGGUUUUCACUUGACUGGUAAACAUUUCUUUAAAUAUUAAAUAAGUUUAUUUUGUUUCAAUUCUAGAGAACUGCACAUGUCCUCUUGUAUACGUUAACCUUAACCUGACCAAGGACCUACAGGAUUUAUAUUUGAAGUUAUAUGAUCAUAUGCCCAGACAGCAGGGAGUUCCGUUUACUGCGAGUUUCAGCCGCUUAAACUGUGGCUUAUCAGCAACAUCAAGACGAUGGCAUAUUAUUAGAGUUUACGAACCUUCAAAACUCUUUGAAAAAUUCCUUGCUUAUCCGUUUAACAGGUCUAACAACUCUGUUAAAGUAAGGCGAAGCCUGGAAAAAGAUGUCUUCUUCUACGUAAGUUACGUUUUCAGAAGUCGUCUACAGAACAGGACCAUCGGAUACGAUUAUGGUUACCUUCGCGUCAAACGUGAUCCACCAAUCGCAAGCAUUUUUGGAUCGUCAGACGCAAGUAAAGGAGACGGGAAUAUUACACUAAACGGAUCGUUGUCGUAUAACCCACAGCAAGGAGGACAACUCUACUUUACCUGGCUCUGCAGACGAAUUUAUGAAACAUUUUCUGCUCCGUAUUAUAGUGCUGAUCGUCCAAAUGUUACAACAAAUGUUCUAGUCGUUAAUGUGGACAAGAUGGAGGAGGGACAGACAUAUGUGUUUGAGCUGAUUAUUACAAGUGGUCAGAAAACAUUUAACGCAAGUCAUCAACUGACCAUUAAUUUGGAAACCAAAUUUUUUAUUAGGUAAGCCAUAUUCUGACCAGCAAACUGUUGACUAUAGCAACAAGAUGAAGCGAAUAGAUGGUUUUCACAGUGACGUAAUCAAAUUUAAAGUCAAAAUAUCCAGGUUUUACGAAUUCUUAUUUACACUAGGUUGAAGAUAAACAAAAAGUAAACCUCUGUACAAGUUUCCAUUCCCGUAGCUCGUUUCAUUUCGAAAAUACAGCAAUUUGAAAUUCCGAGUUUUCACAAUGCGUGACACCCAAAUAGGAACGCUAUCUCGUUGAAAAAAAGUCUCUCCUCUUGAUUUUCAGCAGUAUAACCAUUUCAAGUAUUAGAAGGUAUUUUUAUGCCCACGUAUCCUAGUUCUCGAAUGAAAGGAAAGAGCUUUUAUAGAAAAAAGAAACUCCAGAUAUUUUUGUUGAUUUCUGACGGCCAUAUUGGUGCACCAUGACUGUACACCAAUAUGGCGUCUCCAUAAAAAGCUCUACAAAGGUGCGUGCAACGUUUUGGCAAAUAAACUGUGGGCCAUAAAGACCUGAGGCCUGGAAAAAUUGUUUAUAAAGUAGUCUUUUAUAACAUUUCAUUUUCUUGUCUUCUUCCACUGGACGGUUUCCAAUUUAUUUUUUCGUUGCGUGACAGUAAAAACUAUCUACAAGCCGAUUCAAUAAGAAAAUCAGGAUCCCGGAAUUCAGGACUUUUUGCUUGUGGAAUCGGGAAUGAGGAAUCCGAAAGAUUUUUCUUAUGGAGUUCGAAAUCUAGGUCUUUGGAAUCCGGAGUACAUUCUAAGGAAUCCGGAUCCCCAUAUAAGAAUGGUAUCCGGACUCCAUGUUCCACUGAUAAAGAAACAAGAAUCCGGUAGCUGGAAAUCAGGAAUCCCCGGCGUAGAAUCCAGAGUCCAAAACUCUCUCGCAUUUCUCUUAAUUCAACACAUCAAUUGCAGCAACUGGGACGAAAGGGCUUCCCUACUGGAUGUUCAAAACGCGUCAAACUAUUACUGGCGGGCCUCGAAACACCAUUUAUUUCUUUAUUGCUAAAUAAUUUUACAGUUGUACUUCAUGCUGUUGCCCUUAAAGUUGUUUUAUCUAUUAUUACUUUUAUUCUCAGCUGCAUUUGUAACUGUGGCCCCACCGCAGUUGAUCCAGGCAAACAAACGAUCGUAGAAUCACACUGUACUGGACAUCUCUGCCAAAACAUUACACUCUACGAGUGGCAUUUAUUCAAACUUAACCUUACUGAUGGAAGCCAUUAUUGGAAAGAAGUCACAGACUUAGAUAAGCGAAUAAAACCACCUCGGAAUAAUCCGAAAAUAGUUCUGCGUGGUGGAGGAGAAUGUUCGCUAGAGAAGAAUACUGAUUAUAAGAUAAAUGCCUCGAUUGAAGUGAACGGCAAGAAAAACUACUCGAGUCUCAAUGAGACAACGUUUAAGACGAUAUCUCCGUUAUCAGUUCCCAAUAACAGAUGCAAAGUAACACCGAGUGUGGGCGUUGCUUAUAUUACGAACUUCACGGUUGACUGUGCUGGUUGGCAAGACCAAUGCGAAAACCGAACUUUCUCUUACAGGUAAGUUAUGAUUCGAGACUUCGACUCUCUAGUUUAUGCUGUUUGCUAUGAUUUGGAAGUGAGAUUCAUGAAUGGUUGCCGCUCUGUACCUAUUUCCCUUUUUAUACCUUAUAAGUCCAACGGCGCGUAACUCAAAUCUCCCCAAAUGGGCUAUUUUUAGCACAAACAGUCCCAUCUCCUGUGACGCCCGCAUUUUCUACGAGGGUACCGAGCAAAGGAUAAACAAACCCAAAGGCGUCAGAAAUUACAUCCGUAGGAGAUGAGUAACUUCAAUUUAUGCGAUCAUUCCCUCCUCUGAAUUUGAGGCAAAACCUUUAGGAUAACCUCUUUGAAAAUAACUCGGAAUAUGACGACUGUGGGUGUAAUUCUGGAAUACCGAAAAAGUACUUUUAACAUUAUAAUUUUCCCAUUUCACCCUCGGCAGUGUGGCACCUUCAGUGUAGAUGGUCCAGGUUCGACUCUCGGCUUAGCCGUUUUUACUAUGUUGCAUAUUUUUUGCUUUCCUUUUGUUUCGUUUUGUUUUGUUAGUUAGAUUGUUUGUUUGUUUGUUAAUCAUACUUUUCCCCUUUGGCUAAUUUCUCUUUAUUCUUACUGCUGGCCCAUUACAGCUCCGCGAGGAUUUUGCGAUAAAGCGGUAUUUCUAGCAGUAGUGUUGAAAUAACAUUGUCUCAUUCUUAAAAUGUACAUGCAUUGUUUAUCGCGAUAAAAGCACAUAGAAAGUUAAGAGAGCACUUAAAUAAAGUCGCAAGACGAAUGCCCAUCUCCAGAAAUUUCACACGCAAGCCACGCAAAUUUGCGGCCUCCCGGGCAAGUUUGUGACGUUAAGGGUGGCUCAGCUUGGUCUAAAAAUAGCGCAUUUGGCUAUUUUGAUGGAACCGCGGGGACCCCGCGCUUGCGGUCAACUACCCUGAUUAUGGCUCCAACUGGCAUAAAUAGCUCUUUCCACUGAGAAGCUUGUGUGAAAUCAAUCUAACUGCCUCCAGAAUUUUUUUAUGACACCUUUAAAAAAAAGUAAAUAAAUAAACGAAAGCAGCAGCCAAACUAAAGAGCUGCCUAUCACACUUCUAUGCCUUUGAAAUGAACCAGAAGGGAAUACGCUAACCAAGAGGCAGCUAAACUGAAAACGCUAAAUAUCACGUGAUGCACUCGUGUUGUGUUUAUUUUGGCGCCAAAUCCUACCUGCCAUCAAAAACCAUCAAAAUGGUCUUGGCGCAAACGCUGUAGAGACGUUUACCCUCGCUCGGUCAUUAAAACAUAACGCUAAUAAAUUUUUUAUCGUGUGAGUUGUACUCGAUUUUCCGAUGGCUUGAUUUUUGCAGUUCUUUUCUUUUUUUCUUUUUUUUUUCCUUCCUAUUCUUGAUCAGAGCUGUUUUUCUCCAGUUACUGGGGCUUUCCCGCAUCCUCAAAAACCAGCAGUACUUCCAAACACUUUCAAAUGAGUAUUUCAGUUGAAUAUCAAAUGAAUAAUUAAGAGAAAAUGAAAAAAAUGCAUAUAUUUUCUUGUAAGUAGUAUAUUUUGCUUUUGGUUGGCAAGCCAUCUAAACACCAGUUUCUUUGUGCUUUGUACUUUUCUUAGGUACAUUACUUCAAUUGGCCUGGUUAUUCUGGAAAGUGCAACCCCAAACCAUUUAAUAUCAACGAGUCUUCCUGGAGGAACAGAUUCUAAUGAUUUCAAUGUCACGAUACGCGUGGACAUUUACGGAAAGGACGGUGCAAAUUAUACGGACAAGUUCAUUGUAAAGGUAUUUUGGCUGAUGCUGUCGAUAUAAAAACGAACUAGAUCAGCCAUUUUGUUGCUUGCAUUUUUAUACUCAAGUUGGUUACGGAAUUACAUUUAAGCGCAGUAUUUUAUAUCCAAAUAUGUUUUUUUCUAUUACGGAGGCUGCAUUUGGAAGAGGAAUCUUGUGGCUAAAAAAACGAACGAGUUAAAUAACUACUCUUGGUAUUUUAUAGUUAAGAGUAUGAAGGUAAUGUCCCUAAAAUCUGUAACUACUAGUGUGACAAGUAUAGGAUUUUGUCGUAUUGGCGUCAUCUAAUGGCUUCCGACUUUGAAUUAGACGGGAAAACUGUCGACCCUAGAUUUUCAUGUUGACAAAAAAGGGUUAUUUAGUUAUAGAAAAGAAUCAUUUCGGCAAAUGGUUAAAAUAAGGUAGUGUGCAUCGAUGGCUCCUUCGAACAUUCUUAACAUUUCGCACACAGUUCUCACAACGUCUGAGAUAAAUGAAUGUAGACGUUAGUAGUACGAAAGUGAUCCUGGGUCUAAUACAUGAUAUGGUUUUGGCAUAUUGUUCCCCUUUCGUGAUGCUAGUUGUAGUGAAGGCCACAGGUGUGAAUGAAUGUUACUGACAUGCUCGAUGUCGUGAACUCUCCUUGAUUACAGACGCUCAUUCUCGUUCUCGUGGAUACAAUAGAUCUGUUAUUAUGGUUCUAAAGUUCUUCUACAAUUCGGCAUCAAGUUGAAUGACAAUUACAUCAAAGAAUACAGAUCGUUGGUGCUCCCACGUGCUUUAAUCCCGCUUCCUGCCUAUGCUUUCUUAGAUCCCCUGUUGAACUGUUCUCUAGAAGGUCAUUCAGUUUGGCUCAUCUACUGCAUACCAUACUCAAACCAAUAGUUCCGCUUCCAGAAGUUCUUACCUCUUUGUGGCGGAAAAUAUAGUUAUUUCAUUAUAUUAUUUAUUUAUUCAUUUAUUUUUGCAAUUUCCAUAGCCAAUCUCUGCAAGAGCCAUGAAAUGACCUUAAUGUCCUUUUUCUCCCAUGAAAGAACCUCAAGGAAAACUACACCAUAAUUACUUCAAGUAGCCUUAACCCAAGUCUUGCAUUAAAUGACCUAAACAAUUACUCAUAGAUCGCAAAGCUCCAGACUGUAUCUUAUAAUAUGUUCGACUGCUCUUCUUUAAAAAGGUGAAGCCGUCCAACACGUCCAAAACGUCUAAUGUGACAGAGACGAUCGAUGACUUACUGAAAAAUGGAAAAUUCCAUGACGCGACUACUUUGGCAAUUUAUUCCCUUGGCUCCAGUGACGAUCAGGUAGGUAUUUACCCUCUGUACCCUCCCUCAACAUGUUAUUUCAGAUUGUCAUGUCGCGCAGGUCUCUUGGAAUCCUCGAUCUGCCUUAUUCUCCUUAUCAUAAUUAUCACUAUCCAUUAUCUGUUAAUUAUUGUGAUAUCGACUCAGAAAGGUGAUUAUUAUCAUUAUCAUUAUUAUUACUAUUAUUGUUAUUAUUAUUAUUAUUAUUAUUAUUACUAUUAUUACAAGUGAUACCUGUAAAGUAAAUUAUAAUUAUUUUACACCAUAUAAUUAAAGCGUCAAGUUUAAACCUUAAAAUAAUUUGAUCAAAAAGGGUUAGCUUUUUCGUCUUUCUUCGGUGCCGCAUAUUUAUACGACGAAGUCACGGUUCGAGUUUGUCCGCUGUAGUGAGAAAAAAUUCCAUUUGCUUUUAUUGAAAUGGAUGGUUGAAAAUUGAUCGCUCUUUUUCAUAUACAAAUCACGUCCAGUGACAUGCAAAUCAAGUCAAAGAGAAAGAAAAAUCAACUAUUACAGCUGAUUCUUAAGUCGCGGCACCAGCCGAUUAAUAAAAUGGAUUUACAGAGAGAGAUACGAAUUGCUAUUACUGAAAAGAAAACAAUAGCUUUAUAACAGCCAGCAAACCACUGAGGUGAAACUUAUUUCAUGUUGCUCCCCUUUCAAACGUGGUAUUUCUUAUGAGUGCCGAAAACACAUUUUAGUCGAUGAAAGUAAUUAAAUACCGCAUUUGAUUCAGACGUUAGAUAUGAUGGUGCCGAAUUUAACUCCGUUUGUUGUAAAUAUUCCCAGUGUCAAGAAUUUUUUUUUUUUCAUCCAAUAUGGAUAAGGGUUUCUUUGAUUAAAGAAUUAUAUACGACACAUGUGAAAUGCGACUUCUAAUUUGAACCUAAGUCGAAUUUUCGACUGUUUCAGUCGCAGAUUCGACAAAAGUCGUGUUUAAUUUGAAACUGUCGAAUUUAGUUGAUUCAGACGUUCUAUCUCAAAGCAGUAAUACUUCUCGAAUUAAAUUAGGCACGUGUGAAAAUCGACGAUUGAGCUGGGUAAUGAUAACAAUGUCCAGUAUUACACACCGCAUUUUUUAAUAUUCCUGUAAACGUUUUUGCUUUCAAUUUACCACAUUAUGUUAUUAGCUAUAUGCACCACACGUGUAACAAAGAGAUUGAAAAAAAAAAAAAAAGAUUUAAAAAAAAAAUGAGGUUACGAAAACUUUGCUUUACGGGCACGGGCAUUCGAAUCCGGACCUUCAAAAUUAGUUACAGGUAAAAGUUAACUUCUCGAUCCAUUGAACCACCUCUGUAAAUGUUGAUUAUAGUUUAACAUUCCGCAAUAUCCCUAAAUUUAAGGACAGUUGUGACGUCAUAGAGCUAUUGUUUUCGAGGAAAAAGAUAACCACCUUGUUUCUGAAAUUCACCAAAUCUGAAAAGAUUUAUUAAUACCAUUUGAUUCUCCAAAUUGUCAUCAACAGUUAAAAAAAAAAUCAAAGAAAGAGGGGCAAAUUUCAACUGUAAAUGAUCUAUUUUGCUACUCACUGAACACUGAUAAUCUGGGUUGAAAUUAAAACCUUGCAGGUACGACAGCAAGCAAAGAAAGCACCAGAUGCGUGAAGUCAACACGAAACAACACACACACAGCCAACAACAACAAGAAAAAUUGAUAAAUUUGAACUACUUUUUACUCUUGUUAUAAUGACUGGUUCUUUGAUUCUUGUCCUGCAGAAGUUAAUAGGUGGUACCAAACCUGUUUUGUACGAUCUCAACAAAUUUUAAUACACUCUCUACGGCUAUUGUCACACAUCAAAUCUUGCAAGCCAUGCCAGUGAAGCCACGGCCUUUGCGAUCGGCCCGGAAUAUUCGAACACCCCAACAAUUUUUGAUCACUGGAUUGAUGUUUUGGUGAACAAAAGUGCGCCUUCUCAAUGGUUGAACAGUUUCGCGUGACCAGUUGGCCCUGUCCUUAAGUUUGGGGAUAUUCCGGACUGUUUGAAAGAGGUGUAUAUCCCUCCUCUGCGGUGAUUGACAGUUUUCAACGAUGACUUUUUCGUUUUUUUUUUAUUAUUUAUUUAUUUCUGUGUAGAACUAAAUCUUUAACUGAUUGAAGAUAGACGUAAAGCUCACAAUAAACACAUUAAUACUCUUUCAGGCUUGGUCCAGCCCGAAGAUUUAAGAAAUUCAUGAACUAUCAAUCGCGCGGCUACCAAGUGAACAGUAUGACCGUGCGAUUGUUUCCCUGCUCGUAAGGUGUCUUUUCAUCGAUCGGCGAAAACAUUAACACAACUCUGUUCAUCAUUAUUCCCAUUGUUUUAGGUUAGGGUAGCAAACCGUUUGGCUUUUAAGGUUAGAAUAGCUGCUACAUGGCCUCUCUCCCCGGAAUGAAGAAAAACAAUAUGGUCGCCAAAUAAAGUUCUCCUUUAUUAACUAACGUUGAACAUUUAUUUCGCCAAUAGUUAAGUUGAAAAAUGAUGUUACAAAAGUCUCAAGAGUAGGUCUCCUUUUCGAUUUUAACCUUCAAUAUCGGUCAAUUUACUCAAAUUUAAAAUUCUGGCUCACUUGACGUUUGAUUUUGCUUUGAAAAUGGAAUAAUAAUUGCUUAGGGACAAAACGGUGUAAAGAAUUGUUGAAAAAACAGCAAAAACUUGCCAAUUUAUGACAAAAAAGGUACUUUAAAAACGAACUAAAGCAUUCAAAACGCUUUGAUCACGUGACUGAUGACGUCAUGUCCUUCUUUCGGUCAUGAAAAAAAUUAUCAGGUAGGACAUUACUUUCCUGCAAAUUUUCGCAGCCGUUUGAUAAAAGGUUGACUCUCUGCAGCCCUCAGCCUAGUCUCCCGACUUUUUCGCGCAUGUUCAUUACCCGCUUAAAUUUUAAAUGCCGGACGUAAACUGGUUAUUUUUAAAUGCCCCACACAACGAAAAUCUCAAAUAUUUAUUUUCAACUCGUUAAGGAAAUCUUGUCACAACAACAAGAAAUAAUCACAUGACCGAUGACGUCAUUACCUUAGAUGUGACAUGGAAAGAUAUUUUACGGCAAAUGUUAUCUUGUUUUGGUCUACGUAUAAAUUGUCAAAGUUAUAAAGCUUUUUUUAAAAAAAUGCCUCAAAGGAUUCUGGGAGAUUUUUUAUGAUAAUUGUAAUUUACUUUUAUAGUUAUAAUUAUUAUCAUUGCCAUUGUUAUUAUUAUUCCUCUUAUCAUUUCAGACCAAAGACAAAAUUUUGAGUUCCAUGGCAGAAGUCAGUGUCACAGAUAUUAGCUUGGCAACUUCGCUUACCAAUAUUACUGUCUUGGCAACUCGAGAAAGGGAAGGAAUUCCUCUUAAAACCCUGGCAAGUAUUAAAUUGAUCGAUAAUUCACUAGAGGCAAAUAGGGCUUCCCAGUUUAGCGAAAUCCACUCUUUUCGUUGAUACAAACUUGCUUCGACGCACUAGCGACGUCCCUUAAAGAAAUGCACUGGGAUAAUUUUCGCACUUUUAUCUAAAGAGGAAUACAGAGCGUGCUGGUACUCUCUGCUUUAAUUAAAGCAAUUGGUAAUGACAGUUAAACCGGCAUACAUUCUCCUCCCCUUUAGUUUUAUAUGGCCUGCCAGCCUAUUACGCGAUGAGCUCUUCUAAAGUUUCGAAGACGAUAUAAUACAAAUUUCAUUAGGGAACACUAGUCAAAACAGGGGCGUAGAGUGGGAUUUUGAAGAUGUACGCACGAGAAUUAAUUUUUCCUAAGCGCCAAAGGCGCUUACAUCUAGGGGGGUGUGGGGGCAUGCUCCCCCAGAAAAUUUUGAAAUUUGGGGUCUCGGAAAUGCCAUCUCCUGGUUUUUCUGCGGGGCAUUUUCAAUAACUAAUGCGGCAAAAAUGCAGUAGAAAGUUGUACAAAAACAAUGAAGACAGGUCACAGGCAAAGGGUGAGGCGUCGACCCCCUAAGACGGGCAAACUCCUUUACUAACCUGUCAAUCCACGUUCUUAUGUUUAUGUACAUGAGGCAUUGUUAGGGAGCUUAAUCUUUCGUCCGUCAUCGUACUUCGCAUGCAGAGGAGAUUUUAGUCUCUUCAUGCUACUGAAGCUACGUUCGGCAGUGCAUGUAGACGUUGUUUAGUUGUCUUGUUAAUUACGUUGAAGUAAUCGUGUAUCGAUUUUCGAGCCAUAUGUGUGUACUUUGUCUCACGAAACACACGAAAACACUACAGAAGCAAGUGAUCACGCUCCUCAAGUCGUAGAAAUAUUCAUAGGAUUCUCUAGCAGUUUCUUUGGAAAAUCAAUCACUGGGGCUUCACUGUUUGACCUCACAAGUAUAUUCCUAAUCUCCGUUGACGGCAAAUACGUUUUGUUCUGAAGCCACACGUCAUGGCAUAGUAACCUCUCCUUCAAGAAUACAUGCGGGGGUGGGAAAACUGGUGAGGCUGGCUGACUUUGAGGGAGGGGUACAUGAGGCCUUUUUCCUAUUUUUGCUUAAGACUCAAAUGCAUUUUGCCAUUAUUAGUGGCCAGCACUGAAUGAACGAUGCUUGAAUAAUGGGAAUUCUAAUAAAAAACGCCAGUAUAAUGUGAAAAUAUGAAAUUAUUAGCCAGCAAAUUUAAUGCGAAAAAAUUUUUCCUCAGAUCUCAGCUGUACGCACGGGCGUAGGUGCGUAUAUGGACGCUACGCCCCUGCAAAAUAUAAAUAUUUUUGGGGUGAAUUUUACAGGGAAAACAUUAAAACUUGAAAAUUUUGUACCGGAUCAAGUUUAUUUUUUUCAGUCUUUCCUCAUCCAUCUUUCUCAUCGGUAGCGACAGACGAAAGGAAACAAUUUCCAUGCCUAAAUAUAGACUUGUUAAAUAACUCAAGUCUACGUGUACCAUUAUGUUUGGAAUUCAACUUAUGCUAAGACACCUAGCAUUUUAAACGAUGGGUGUGACUAAGGCUUUCCACAAGUUGCUCGAGAUUUUCUAAAUUAGAAAGUUUACCGUAAUUUCCCAAAAAGUUGCUCAAAUCUGAGUUUCUCAAAAAACAAUCGAAAGUUGGAAAGUUGCUCAAAAGUUGCUCGAAAAACUAAUGUAUGCUAAAAUAUGUAAAUUGUACAACAAAAGUAAUAUUUCUAAGCAUUUUUGUGCAAUUUUGCGACGAGACCAGUGUUGCUCAAAAAACUUUAUCCUCAAUUAAAACCAAAAAUUUAAUUAGUUAAUAAAAUUGUUGAAUGACCUUCUUCACCCUAGACACUCGAGUAAGUAAAGUGUGAAUCUUCGCACCACCAUUUUGAAUUUUCUCUAAAAACCGCUGACCUAGCAGCCCGGCUACUUUUAACUUGCGCCCAUGAUAUGCCCCCAUGGGGAAGGAUUUGGCUCCCUUUUUUACAGGAAAUUCAUAAAUUGUCCACUAAAACAAUGUGAGAUAUGACAUAAAGGUCAAUUUACGAACUAAUAGCUGCUCCGAUAUCUCAGAGUUAGAGGAUAACCAAAGAAAUUACUCAGAAUGCAAAAAAGUAACUCGAAAUACGAGUAGUUACCAAAAAGUUGCCGAGCAACUUGUGAAAAGCCCUAAGUGUGUUAUAACCUUUUAUUAAUCUCGUGGAUUUCCUUUUAAUAGGAGGACACUGCUAGUAUCCUAAACAAUACAAUUAUUUUCCUUCGCGAAAAUGCUGUGAAAAACAAGGAUUUGGUGGAAAAGAGCCUUGGCAAUAAUGCUCUCGAAGGAUUGUCGAAUAUACUGGAAGCCUCUCCCAAAGUAUCCGGCAAGCAGGUAAGGUUUAUAUGUUUAUCUUAACCUUGAGCAAACUUUAUCCUACGGUUUUCUGGAAUGUUUUCCCUCCACACAGAAAAUCCUUAAAUCAGCUCAUCAUAGCAUCUACUAUGAUGGACUGCGUAGCAGUCGUCUCCGUUUCCUUUGCGUUAAGUGAGAGAAACGAGCAAAGAAAGGAGAAAAAAGAAGGGAACUUUGGGAGGGGAGGGAAAGGAGUGAAAGCGCCUGUUACUGAGCCCAGACAUUUUAUCGAACGCACCCUUCAUCGAGUGAAUGGCUGUGAAGUAUUGAUAUUGGUCAGUCUACUGUCAAUAAAACUCAUAGCCCCAAAAGACAUCCUUUUCGGUGUUUCGCACAGAUUUUAUACCUCAUGCAUAAGAUCUAUCCUAACUUAUGCAGUGACAAUUAAAUGGUAUUGGUAAUACAAACCAUACAUAACCCCGGAAUUGUUAUAUAGUUCACAAUGUUUUUUUUGUUUGUUUGUUUGUUUUUGUUUUGUUUUUGCAUUUGUUUUUUUUUUUUUUUGUUGUUUUUCUUUGUUUUGUUUUUUGUUUUUUUCUCGUGGGCUAGCUCAUGCAAAGUGCAAUAAUGUUAUUGUCCCUUUUAGGGCUAGGUGGAAACUGACACUGUAAGUUAUUCUAUGAUAGGCUAGAGGUGUAACUGAGAGAGCCCUUUUGUUGGUGGACACUCUUGCCACAGCACUUCUAUCCAUUGAGACCACUGGCCACAAGGAGAGUGUCUAUAACAGCCAUAUAAUGAGAAUGAGACUUCAGCGACAAACGCCAGCAAAUCUGGGAAACAAGAACUUUACAAGUGGGGAUAAGGAAGACGGCAAUGUGACGUUUCCAUCUGCCGAAGUUUUGUUUGGCAACGGCGAAAACGAAUUAACAAGUGUCGGUGUCCAGGUAAGUUUACAAUAUCUUGGAAUUUAAGAUCCAUUUUGUUCAGAAAUCACAAGAAUCGUACGUGUAGGCCAGGAGCGAAAUACCCUGUUUUUACUGCUCACUUCUCCUGUUUGCAUACUGGCUAAGUUUGUUGAUUCACAACUGAUAGACACCCCCGCAAAUUCGGAGAGCCGCCAAAACUCCAACAAAAAUUUGCAGUAGAAAGAAAACUAAGGCAGUAACAAAAACAACCUAUUAUGGACUCCGCUAUCUAUACGUUACGUAAAGAAGCAUUUUGUCUGUCCUGACAGCACAGUUGUAUUUUUUUUUUUUUAACUCGUAAUGACGGAAAACGAAACUCAUGAUAUAUUCCUUCCUUUUAUAACAUCUUUGUCCUCUUUUAUUGUCCCAUCACAAAACGCUUAAAGAAACAACCCAGGAAAGGCGGAAUUAAAGAUAUUCUUGCAAACCUUCAAGCUAUGAAAAAGAGGACCCUUUUCCUUCAGGGAUAGACUUCAUCGAGUUGAUGAGUGUCAAGGGUUAUUUUAGGGGAUUGGAGAGGGCUGCCUGUGUUAAAAAGAAAAUGUCUGCCAACGACUUGUUUGAGUUUAAUAUCCUGGGCUGAUCUGCGAAGCGAUCCCAUAUUAUAAUUAAUACUGACAGUUAAAUUAUCCCACUCUUUUCAUUGAUAGCAGUCAUCUCAUGUUUUCACCUUCAUUCGGGUGCUAAGCGUUUAUCUUAAGUUUCCCUGAACAAUAAAUUACUCACGUUUACUUGGAACAAUAGCUUUUCGCAUAUUUUGCCACAGACCAUCUGAACAAAACGUUUCCAGCAUUGAUAGAAUAUAUAUUAUAUAUAUCAUUCUGGAGCUGCGAAGCGACGUUCACCGGUCGCACAUCACAUCAAAGACCUUACAUAUUACAUGAAUGUCCAUUGUUAAUUCACUUUACAUGCCAGAAUAUAACGCUACACAUUUUUUUGUUUGUUUGUUUUUCAUUUCUUUUUAACCUAGAUUGUAACUUUUAGAGAGAACCCAUACGUAUGGACAGAUACCUCCACAUUAAUCAAAUCUUCGUUGUUGAGUCUGGAUUUAAAGAGGACGAAUGGAUUACGCCUUAACGUCUCCAAUCUUAGUGAGCCUAUAAAACUGUUCAUUCCAAUAAAUGAAUCCAAGAAAGUGGAAAGGGCACGGGAUCAUCUUUUUGUUAAAUCCAGUGGCAUUCGAUAUCACAAAAUUAAAUUAGAAAGUGUUUACGACACCGCUUUUAUAGAAAUUAAACCAGAAAAUGAUGCAUCUUUAGAUGUUUUUGUAAGUGCGGGUGUCAAACCAGAACCAAACAACUACACCUUUAAAAGACAAAUUCCUGAUGAUUCUGACAACUCUUUGUGUGCAAAUUUUUAUCUCGGAACUGACUUCUUUAACUGUGCCAUCAGCCCCUAUAUGUUUUCAUUUUCGAGCAAUGUAACGGGAGAUCAUUACAUAGGCAUCCGUCUAGGGGAUGACAAAAACAGACCGUCAAAGCAUGAUGUUUUAAAAUCCGCUGUAAAAAGCCACGUACGACAGAAGCGUUGGUGGAUUACUCUGAAAGAACCUCCCACUACUCCUAUCCCAAAAAUAGUCCCAAAGUACGACAGCAGAACCGACGUUAAUUACUCGAUGUCAGUAAAAAUUGGGACCUGUCUCUACUGGGCUGAGAAUAAGCAGGAUUGGACAAAUGAAGGAUGCAAGGUUGGUCUUUUUGCUGCUGUUGUUGUUGUUGUUUCCUUGUACAUUUUUAAUCCUUUUACUACCAGAGUGAAUGUUGAAGUCCCUAAAGGCAGUUUUAACUUUUUAGUCUAUAGAGAAAAUCCUAUGAUGUGACCAUUUAAAUGAAACCUCUCUGCCCGCACUUUCAAGUGGUGCUAUUUGUUUGCAAAAUUUUACAAAACGAAAUUUGGGAAUUUUUGUUGAAUUUUCGGCUUUGGCCACACUUGGCACUGACAGGGUUUGAUAUCAGUAUCGUUAUUAUUGUCAUCAUCAUCAUCAUCAUUAUCAUCACAUACUUGGACCAUCGCCAUUACGGUCAUUAUUAUCACUGACGAAAUAUGAGGUCGUUUUCUACGUUAGCACUGCUAGCAAGUCCACUUUUCACGCAUAGAUUUUUUGAUUUGAAAUUAUGUAUGUGUUCAAAUAAAUAGCCGGGCCCAGUUGUUCGAAGGCCGAUUAGCGCUAACCCAGGGUUAAAUUUUAACCCCGGGUCUCCUUUUCUUUUCAUCAAAAGCAUUUUCUCGAACAAUUUUCCCUAUUCUUUUUAGAGUAGCCAAUCAUCAAAUUGUUGACAAAAAUAAUUAAACUGAAUUUGCUUUUUAAGCUUUCGUAUCUGAAUUCAAAUUUCGAACUGACCCUGGGUUAUCUUAACCCAGCUUUGAACAACUCGGCCCAGUAGCAUAACGAAUUCCCUACUAUCUAAUUUCGACCAAAUUUUAGUGGCAUCUUUUAAUGAAUUUUUUUCGGUCACGUUUGGCGACUAGAAUAUUUACUGAGAGUCCCAGAAAAACAUUAAUGUUGGGAGUUGCGCCAGACUAAAAGCUUCUAUUAUUUCCUGUUUAAAAGGUUGGAUCGGAUGAACUCAGUGAGAAUCUGCAAUGUAUCUGCAAUCAUCUGUCAGCAUUUGGAGGUGUAGCUCCGAACCCAAUCGAUUUUGACACGAUUUUGGAAACUUUAGAAAAGGGAGACCCCGAAGACUUUGUCGUGCUUGCUACUGUGUGCAUGAUAUUUGGCAUAUACUUCAUCGGUCUCGUGCUGGCUCGUCGAGCUGACAAGAACGACAAAAGAAAGGUAUGUUUUUAGCUCCAAAUAUUGUAAAUAAACAGUUCAUUACAAGUAACUUAAAUUUCCUUCAACAGUGUAGGAGGCUGCGAGACUGAAACCACCACACGGUUAGCUCAGUUGAAUGAGCACUGGUUUGCCAAGCAUGAGGUCACGAGUUCCUAUCCCGUUGGCACACGUUCAACUGGGGUGGUUAAUUAGGUUGUAAGAUCAUACUGGCUGGGAUCUAAGAUCGUGUCUGAGUUCAUACGGUCUUGUCGUUGAGCAGUGAAGUUAGACCAUUGGGCUUUUCAGACUUUAAUUAAGUCACUGGCUUCAUUCUGCAACGGUUAUCCUGUCAUUAGAACUGAGGGAUCCAGUGAGAUGAUAUACAUUUCAACGAAAAUACAGAGAGUAUCACAAAGAGAUGAGUGCGUUACCACUUGUAAAGGCUGUAUCUUUAGACGAAAUCCCAUGAUGUUACCAUUCGAAAUCCUAGAGAACAGCAAAUAAAGAAUUUAAGGAGUGCGUGACAAUUCUAAAGAACCGCUGCCCCCUAUAUAAAAAAAAGUUUCAAGUACAUUUCUUUUUGCUGUGGAAAGAACGAGCAGUAUAUCUUUGAUCGUGGGCGAAUUUAAGUGUUUUAUCUAAAUAGUUGUUCUUUGAUAAUAUCAGGUUAAGUGUUUGUGUGCUUUGUUUUAGGUUGUUGCAAAUGUGUUCAUAACCAAAUCUUUACAUAUGGAUGACCACACUAGCAAAAGAAACACAGAGAUAGUGGAUACCCCCUUUCAGCUACAUUCAACCGAUGAUUCUUCCAACAAAAACGUUUACCACGUGAGCAUCGCAACAGGAAUGUGGAUUAACUGUGGGACAUCUGCAAAUGUUGCACUCAUUAUAAAUGGUGAACAGGGAAGCAGUGGAAUGAUUUCUUUGACAGAUCCCUUGGCCAGGAAAAAGUUGUUUUCUCGAGGAAGUGUCAAUAAUUUCAUUCUUGCAUUGCCGAAUUCCUUAGGAAACCUUACAGAUAUCCUUAUAUGGCAUGACAACAAGGGAUCCAAUCCGGCCUGGUUUCUUCAAGAAAUUGUCGUAACUAACCAGCAAACAGAGGAAGAGUGGUACUUUUUUGCUAACCAGUGGCUUUCGCUGGACAAAAGAGCAGGCUCUGUUGAGCUCUAUCUUGAACCCAGGAAAAGGGACAGACUUGUGUUAUUUAAACCUCUCUGUUACGGAAGAACGGCGCGAAACUUAAGUGAGGGACACAUUUGGAUUUCACUGUUCACACGACCCCCUCAGAACCCGUUCACACGAUGCCAGCGUUUAUCUUGCUGUCUUUCUCUUUUUUUAACAGCCAUGGCUACAAACGCUAUGUUCUAUGAAAAAGGCGAUUCUAAGACUGAUGAUACCUUCAAGUUUGGGCCUCUAGUCAUGAGCUUGACACAAGUCAUAAUUGGAAUUCAAAGCAGUCUAAUAGCUUUCCCACCUAACUUACUCGUGGCGUUAAUGUUCAAGAACAUAAGAUCAAGCGGUGAAUUCUAUGAUACAGUAGAGAGAAGAAAGAAACCAAAGAAUCGGGGUUUCCUUCCACCGUUUUUUAUUUACAUCGCCUGGUUGUUUUGUCUUGCCAUUGCUGUGACUGGAGCCACAAUCACAGUGUUCUAUAGCCUCGAUUGGGGGGGAGAUAGGUCCAACCCAUGGUUGACAUCUAUACUGGUGUCCAUUUUUCAAGAUAUCCUUAUCAAUCAACCCGUCAAGCUGGUAACCUUCGCGAUAGUCCUAUCACUUUUGAUCAAAAAGCCAACAGGGCAUGAAACUGUCGUGGGACCUUCUAUUUUUCAGAGCCCAAAGGUAAAACAAAUCAAGGCUACGUCCACCGAAGACAACAAAACUGAAAAGGAAGUCUGCAGUAAAAACUGGGACAUGGCUCAGGCUUUUAAAGAAUUUGCGUCGUUUCUGGUCUUAAGUAUCGCCCUCAUGUUCGUUGUUUAUGCAGCUCAAGACUCAUCCCGAUACCAGUUCACCAAUUCAACAAUCAGCCUUCUAGGUCACUUUGAUAAGGUGAAUUAAGUGGAGUUACCACGGUGUUGAAAAUAUCUUUUAAUAUAGAUAGGAAUUAAGGAAUAACAAGUUACUCAGGGGCUGGAAAAAUCGUUUGUUAGGACAGUGCUAUGUCUUAUUAUAUCCGAAUCCCCGGGGCGAACAUUAGAUCGAUAUUUUUAACUAAAUCUGCAUUCCAGGGGCAAACAAUUUUACCAUAAGGUUUGUUAUGUGGAGUGCUCUGAAUGCUGAAAAACAUCUUACCUUCCUGCAACCAACGUAAGUCCCUGUGACAAAUCGAUGACAUAAAUAGACCAUUUUUAAAGGCUCACGGCGGGUCACCCUUCAGAGGGAUAAUCAGAUUUGGCUAUUUUGGUUAAUUUGUAGUAACUUUGUUAGCCUGAAAAUAUGAAAUAUUGAGCCAAUCAAAUUGCCUUAUAUUUUGACACGAAAAUAUCAAAUUAUGACGUCACAUUUUCUGUCGCAGAAAAUCAAAUAUAGACCGAAAUAUAAUAUUUUAGUUUCGGAUAAAUUCGGUCCACCAAAAAGGGGUUGUAAAAUAAGUCUACAGUCCCAUUCAGCCCAAUCCAUAAACACAUUUAAAAGCUGCUAAGCUAAACAGUAAAAAUUUGUUUCUUUAAAGAAGCAGCUUAUCGUAAAUGAUCGAUUGAGCUCAGCAGCGCUUAUUUCAUUUCCCUGUCAUAGGUGCGGCGCUUAUAUGAGAGCGGCACUAAUUUCAACUACAGGUAAAACACUGAGGGGAAUAUGAAGAGAAAUAAGUGGCCGCGUACUAGCUAGGCACAGUUUGUAUGGGUAAUGAUAUGAUUUUCUCUCAAUCUGGAGUAAAUAAGCACGCGUAAAUUUUUCAAAGAGCAACAAAAGUGCACGAGCCCGUAGGGCGAGUAGAUGUUCUUAAAGUCAUCCUCGAUUAAGAAAGCUCGGCAAUAAGUAUGCUGCUGUUUUGAAACCAGGAGAACGCUUCGAGCAGCCAAAGAUGAAAGAUACUACUUGCUGAGGUGUUUAAUGACUUUUCAUCAUUGUCCGUUCCUGAGACCCCCAUGACCGGCUGGAUUCAUGGAGAUAUUUUUGCGAUUUAAAACUCGAAAAUGAAGAAGGUAAUUUGUUUUCUUUUAAUGCUGCCAUCGAUGGGCAAGUGGAACAACAGUUGUUGUGAUGUCGGAAACUGCCAAUAUUUGCUCUAUCUCAGCGCUGUGGUUUUAAUUAUUUCGUUUGUAUAUUGCAACAGAGAGUCGUCGUCGGUCUUUUUCGUCGUCUUCAUCCUAGUCGUCGAGGAAAUUUACACUUCUGUGGCCUGUGACUUUUUGCGAUAUGUGAGCGUACAAUGUUUGCUGUCUGUUGUUUUUCUUGCGCUUUAAACUUCAAGGCUAGUAUCAUUUACAGAUUCUUUUCAUUAUCGGUUACUCAUGGUAUUUUCGCCCUUUGGUUUAGUUUGAACCAGAUGUUUGUCAUCAAGGUUUCGGGUUCGUUUGAUACUGUUCAGGUAGAAAGAACCACACCAUCUCAUGUUGUAAUAGAGAUCUUUGCUGGACAAAAAAACUUAUAGAGAGCAACCGGACACUUUUCUCCUCCAACGGACAACAUUCGUGGCUUAAAAUCUCUGUUGGUAUGAUGGAAAAUUGUACCCUUGUUCAUUCAAAUGCCGAGAAGUGUAACUGUCAUGGCUUUCAUGUGGUUGUCACCGUUUUUGUUCUUUUCUUUUUGCAAAAUCAAAUCGUUAUUUGCUGAAAACCGCUGCCACUUUCUUACUGAAUUUUGUUGUCAAAACAGCUCUUAUCUGAUUGGUCCUCGUUGGUUUCUUUUGUUUUUUCGGCCAAUCAGAAACCAUUUGUAAUUUGCACUAGUGUUCAGACUUGCACUCGUGUUAAAGGAGAACUGCAUUCGUUUCUCAGCCAAUCAGAAUUGACUAUUUUUUUCGUGUAUAUUAUUAAUAUACACUAAAUAAUUUUGCCUGAAUGAGAAAGUUUUCUUUGUCGCUUAAUGCAAAGGCUGUAAACAGCGGCUACGAUCAAGGUGAGCGUUGUUUAUCUCCCAAGUUCUAUGCCUUGUUAACUUGCUGGCACGUACAAUUUUCGAAAAUAAUUGCCUUCCUCUUUUCUCCAUGAAUUAACUUCUAUCUAUAGGCAAAAUUGGUCUUGCGAGAAAAUCCCGAAAUCACAGAACAGUGACAAAGCGACCUCGUUUUCCUCUGAAGUGGUAAACAUAGCUUCGAGCGUACAAAAAGUCACCUACAGUAAGCCACUUCACAAUAAAUCACGCUGUUUAAACACCAUGAAGCCUUUUCUUGCCUUCAAAGUCAUCAGCACUUGGAUAUUCGUGUAUUUUCAAAAAGGCUAAACUAUGAAACUGUGGCAAAACACCCAGUUCACGACAGCAAUUUCGUUCUGCUUUAUAUCCACCGCCUAGCGCGGUGAAUAUAUACACGUCAUGGUCCGAGAUAGCUAACCAAUCAGAUUGCUUGAAUUACCAAGAUCACUGAGUGUGUAUAUACUAAUCAACAAUAUUAACUUCGCAAUCGGCGAAUAAUUAUUAAAUAUAGUAUAUGCACGCCUCGAACUGUUAUAUGAAUCCUGUUUCAAGAGUUUCCAGCUUUAGAAGUCACGAGUUGGUCGAGGUCUUAUUUCUCAAAAGAGACGGUUUUGAUAUCUCUUUAUAUCAAGCGCUGUAACAAAGGUGGCGCGUUUAUUUACCCGAAUUGUCGUCGCGGCGCUUUUUCGAGAGCGGCGCUUAUCAAAUUAUUUUCGGUGAAGGUGCGGCGUUUAAUCCAGAGCGGCGUUUAAUCGAUCAUUUACGGUACUGUACUAUCAUCACUUGCAAAUUUUGUGGCUGUACAUAACGUGUUAAAGUUUAUUUGAAGUGUGCUGUGCCCUAGUACUUUGUUAUUAUACUGUUUUUUUGUUGUUGUUGUUGUUGUUGUUGUUUUUGUUAAACUUAGUUUAAUUACUUGGUGUGAAUGGGGCAUCGAUCUAGGCGUUUCAUAAUCGUUCACCUUUGCUAUUUAAGGCAAGCAUAAAACAUCUCUCUUGUCGAAAGCUACUGUCGGUUGCAUCUAAGUGUGUACACGUGACGAAAAAACAUGUUGUAAUUGUAGGCAAACAUGACAUGUUUUGCCGACAAACAAUCAAAGUUUGGAGUAGGCUCAAAAAAAAUACUUUUUGCAAGAAUUUUUAGACGUUAAGAAUAAUUUCUGGAGGCAAGUGUGCUGUUUCUAAGCGAGAAAUAUGCGUGGAGGUCGGGAAAAAUGAAAUAUGAGCGGAACGCGCUAAUCAAAAACAUUUAAACAAAUUACCUUUGGCGCGACAGUUUGCUUUAAGGGCUGUCAAACUUUAAACGUUUGGCGGCAAAACACGUCAUGUCUGGCGCCCUAUUAGAUCAUGUUUUUUGUCCACGCUUAGAUGCAACCGACGGUAAAUUUAAAAGACAACUUUGAAAAAAAUAAAUUCGUAACUGCCGAAAAAUCAAGAAACAGUUUUGUGGCCUCAUGAAGUCGUUUUCAGCGACUACUUGUAAUUUUAAGUUACUCUUGACCGGUACUUGUUUAUCAGGUGGACAGUAAGGACUCUCUGUGGAAUUGGACUGAAAAUGACCUGCUUCCUAGCCUGUACAACACUAAAUGGUACAAUGGGCAGCCAUUUGAGUACAAAGAGGGAUUCAUAAGUGACAAGCAAACCUUCAUGUUGGGAAUGCCACGACUCAGACAACUAAGAGUAAAGAAAGGUGAGUUUGGUUUAUAUUUAAAUUUAAAACACACCAACCUCAUUGACGUUAUUUUUCAAAAUAUUCCUCUUUUAUUCUGAUUGGCUUAAAUCCAAACCAAAUUUGGGAAACUAUCCUGAUAAAUAAUGACAUCGUCAGAAAAAAAAAAAAAAGGAACGGUAACCAAGAAUCCUGUAGACAAGGUUGCGUUGUUUGGGACGUUUCGCGGAGAAGAAACAGCCGAGAUUAUGCCUUAAGACAUACGAAGAUCAGCAAGAAUACACUCUGUAGAUGACAUCUGCUAUUUAGAGAAUAUCUGCAGCCGAGAUAAACAUUUCUUCAAUUCUGUCGUCCUCUUGCGUAAGCUUACAACGAGAACGCCCACAUAAGCAAUAUGUUUGGAUUAGCAAAACACCAACUUUGCACAUCGCGUAGAAUGCCCGGUCGCAUCCAGGAAUUUAACAGGCUAAAGCCACAUUCGAGCCACGAUUUGGUCUGCAGCCGAGCUAAACAUUUUUUCGACUUUGUCGUCCUCUUGCGUAAGCUUACAAAGACAACGCCCACAUAAGCAAUUAUGUUAAGAUUACGAAAACACCAACUUUGGAGGCGCAUCACAUCUCUUUUGUGAAUUUUCUUACCGUCACUGCGCAACAACAAUGAGAAUCUAGCUAAUUUCACCUUUUUUUGGAGGACGUCAACACAAAACAACGGGAUUUCCUAACCCUUUUUUCAAACCAAGGUACAUUCCUUGAAAUUUCAAUGUCUGAAAUUCACCAGCAUUUGACGAGUCGAACGACAUGAAAUAAGAGGGAGACCUUUUCGCCCCCGUCACCGUCGUCGUUGCCAACAGGAGCUGUGUCACGAAAUUUAUCAAAAUUCAAACUGGGGAAUCUGCAACCACACUGAGUGAAACAUAAAAAUAACAACUCAAAACAGUAAAAAAAAAGGUUAAAAUAACACAGCAAAUAGUAAAAGGAGGUACGGGUGGUUAGACUUCAAGAAGAUUGAAACGGAUAUUUGAAGUUUUUGAGAAUUUGUUAGUCUAACAGCUUUUCAAGGGACAAAUUGAUUUGGCAUGAGGCAGUGUUUUAUUAUUAUUAUUAUUAUUAUUAUUAUUAUUAUUAUUAUUAUUUUAUUUUAUUUUAUUUUAUUUUAUUUUAUUUUGUUGGGCACAGAAAUGGAAACUCGGAAAAAAUCCGAGCCCAAGAUGGGAUUCGAACCCACGACCCUACAUGAUCUUGUCGGAUGCUCUACCCACUGAGCUACUGGAGAUUUGAUGGUGAGCAAGGGUGCUAAGUUCAAUUGACAAUAAGGAUUUAAUUGGCAAUAUUAUCAAAAUGACCUGGACAGCAGUGAAGUCCAGCCUCUUUAAGCUCCCCAAUUUCUUGCCCGAAAAUCUCCGCUUUUUAGUAAUUAUUAUUUUUAACCAAUUUACCCUAUGCCUUCAUUAAGACAUAAGAUGCCCUGCAGUCGUAAUGGAUGAAGCUGUUGGAGACCUUUACGCAGGCUGUCGUCGGUCAUACUCAAGUGAUACCAAAGACCGAAGUUCUUAUGGGCCAAAGUGGACCCAACUGGAAAAUAGUAGCCAUCAUGAAACAAAAACUGACUUCUUCCCGAAGCCAUGGGAAUACCAAAGUUCCUCAGAGAUUGAUACCCUUUCUCACUACGCUGUGGAAAGGAAGUAUGGUGGCGGUGGGUUUGUAGCUGAUCUAGGCUACAACAUUGCAACCGCCUCACGCGUAGUACGAGAACUAAAGAAGUACGAUUGGGUUGAUGAACGUACUGCUACUGUAUUUAUAGAGUUUACGCUGUUUAAUCCAUCGACGUCGCUUUUCUGUAACGUCCGAAACGCAUAUGAAGUGUUGCCAACUGGUCAGGCUGUUACUUCGGUGGACGUGAGGGCGAUUUCGCUGUAUCCGUCGUCAAACCCUCGUUUUAAGUCAUUUUAUGAGGCAUGCCAGCUUUUUUUUCUUGCUGUUAUUCUUAUAUUCGUUGUUAUUGAAAUAGUUAAGUGUGUUCGAGAACGAAGGUAUUUUCGUCAGGUGUGGAAUUGGGUGCAGUUGACUCCGCUGUUGAUCUCCAUAGCAGCAAUAUGUGUGUCAUUUUUUAAGGCAGAAUACACCUCCAAGUAUGUGAAGAGGAUACAGAAAAACCCAUUCCAAACGUUCAGCUCUGAUGCUAUCACAAGUUUGGUGGACGUGGAAACACUGUUGCUAUCACUGGCAAUUUUCCUAAUAACUUUAAAGCUGUUGAGGCUCACUCGGUUUAAUCCUCACAUUGGCCAGAUGUACGGAACCCUCAAGACUUCCGCUCGACCAAUUAUGUCGUUUUCGGCGCUGUUUUUCGUUGCUUGUGUUGCGUUUACACAAUUUUUGUAUCUGACAUUUGGACCCUAUUUGGCCUCGUUUGCUUCGUUUUCUAAAUGCUUGCAGGUACUCCUUUACGCAGCCAUUGGCAAAUCCAUCGGUAAUAAAAAGAUGCAUGAGACGUUUCCGGUCCUGGCGUACUUUUACGUGUUUUUAUUUUUUAUCGCUAUGGUCUUCGUUUUCAUCAACAUUUUUGUCGCUAUUUUGGUUUUGCCUUACGAAGAUGUCAGAAAAGGGAAAUGUGGUCCUCAGGUUGAAGAUGCAGAACUUGGACGGCUUAUGUACAAAACCGUCUUACGUAAGAUGAUUAGUUUCCCAGGCAAGCUACUCCAUGCAGUGAAGCUGUUGCAAAAAAAUUCUUCCAAAAUUGUUUCUCGAAAGAAGAAAUCUUCCGGUACCUUUAUUAGCUUUGUGCACUCCGUGUGGAAGAAGGAAAGACCAGAUGAAAUUGAGGAGGAGGAAAAUGCCCUAGUGCCUCCACUAGUGUCACCGGAACAUUCUGAUAUUGAAGACAGUGGUGAUGAAGUGGAAUAUGCAUCCCUUGAAGACAUAAAAAUUCAGCUAACUGAAAUAUUAUCUGAGCUGAAUUCCCUUAACUACGCGAUCAUCAACAACAAAGUGGAAAAGCCUUUGGCAACGCGAAGUUAUUUAGAUCAGGCAGGGCAUCGCUAAAAAUGAUUAUGUGG
Messenger RNA from Porites lobata, 33640 nucleotides. Lineage: Eukaryota; Metazoa; Cnidaria; Anthozoa; Scleractinia; Poritidae. The record is from the annotation of a GenBank genome assembly.